Messenger RNA from Coprinopsis cinerea okayama7#130, 1863 nucleotides. RefSeq lists its product as hypothetical. The record is from RefSeq and is a predicted model, not a curated record. The coding region runs from base 1 to 1863 and encodes 620 amino acids. The transcript is spliced from 5 exons. Lineage: Eukaryota; Fungi; Basidiomycota; Agaricomycetes; Agaricales; Psathyrellaceae.
AUGACCACCCUCAUCGCCUUGAAAGCUGCUGAACACCCCAUCAAGUCCGUCACCGUCUUUAAGUCUUCCAAGGCUGAGGUGGUCAGGACUUUCAAGGUCACUGUAGAUAAAGGACAAAGUAAACUAGAGAUACGCGGCCUGUCGAGCUCGAUCGAUACCCACUCGGUUCGAGUCUCUGGGCUAGGUGAUGUUCGCCUUCAUGAUGUUGUCUGUACGGUUGAGCAAUCCCGAAGUGGUGGUUUUGCUGCGAGCACCCUUGAUGAUUCUGCAGAGCUUAUCCGCUCCCUGAACGUUGAGAGGAGCGCCAUUGAGAAGCGUAAGGCAGUUCGAGAGACUGAGGCCCAGCUCUUGAACAAGUAUGCAAACUCACUCAAUGGGGAGCACGUAGCUCCUACUCAACUGCUUCAGUUCAUGGAAAGCUAUGUCAAACAGAACCAGAAGAUUUUGGAGGAGAUCGCAAAGUUCAAUGACGAGCUUCGUGUUAUCAACAAGAAGAUCGCAGACGAAGAGAAAAAGACCAAAACGAAGAAAGGGACCUCCCAUGGGCGCGUUGACGUGGUUCUCGCUGCCGAUAGCGAAGUUCAGUUGGACCUCGUCCUUACCUACAUCGUCAAAGAUGCCCAAUGGAAGCCAACAUACGAAUUAUAUGCCAAGACUGAUGCAGGGAAGCCUUCGCCGCUCGUCAAACUGCUGUAUUGUGCUAGGGUCAACCAACACACCGGCGAGGAUUGGAACAACACCGCCCUCACACUCAGCACGGCGUCUGGCGGCGAGUCGCGCUCCAUCCCCUCCCUGAAGCCAGUCAAGCUUCGAAGGCGGGUGUUCAAUCACUUUGCUGGCGCACCUAACAACAGCGCCUCCUUUGGUUCAACUAAGCAACCCCCACCGCAGCAGCAGCAAGCUCAAACGAGCGCCUUUGGCAAUGCUGCUCACACCAGUGGGGGCCUGUUCAGUUACCGGCCACCCCCACCUGCACCUGCAACUUCGACUUCGUCAUUCGGUGGGACCCCGACCGCUGCGCCUAGCGUCCAACCGCCACCAGCGGAGUCGGAUGAGGCUUUCGAGCAAGUCGAUCCUUCCGAGGCCAACCCACCCGCCGACGGGGAUACAAACCCCGCUCCUACCGAGCCCACGACCAUCGUCAACGAGACUCCUGUCGCGGUGACCUUUGGUGUUCAUGGGCAGUCCACCAUCCCCAGUGAUGGUAUUGACCACCAAGUCUCGGUCGCUGUCCUUCCAUUCGAAGCCGUGAUCUCAUACAUCACUGUUCCCAAGGUCGAUGCUCGCGUUUACCUCCAGUGCCGCGUCAAGAACACCAGCGACUAUCGCCUUCUCCCCGGUCCAGUCCGCGUCAUCUUCCACGACAGCUUCGUAUCCUCCACCUGGAUCAGCGACAUCAACACCGGCGAAUACUUCGAAUGCACCCUCGGCGACGAUCCGUCAACCAAAGUCGUCUACUCUCGUACCUCCAAGAACACCAAAUCCGACGGGGGUGCCUUUGCCGAAACCACCAACACGACUACUUACUUUACCAAAAUCCAUAUUCACAACAAGCAUACGUUCGAUAUUGACGACCUCGUUGUUCGAGAUGUUAUCCCGACUUGCGAAGAUAAGGCUGGGCAGGUUGUGUUGCGCAGGCCUCAGGGAUUGGCUGCUGCGAAGUACGGGGAGGUGGUCAAGCUGGAGAAUGGGUUGAGUGUUGUGUGGUUCAAGAGGGAUGGGGAUGUAGUCAAGGGAAGUCAUGAUGGGAUGUUCGAGUGGAGGUGGAAGGUUGCGGCUGGCGCGAAAGUGGUUGUCGAAGCUGAAUGGGACGCCAAGGUGCCAGGCGAACUCCCUUGGGCUGAGGUCACCCUCAAUGCCUAA